AUGGAAGAUUGGAGACACAUUUCAGUUGUAUCACGAUAUCCUCUUUGGAUAUUACGAUAUCCACCUUUCCAAGAAGACCCCAAGGCUCGACAUUGCCCGAGGUAUUGCUAUAUCAUCUUUUGGAAGAAAAUGGCGAAAGCUCCAAGGUUAAAGAUAACGGUGAUAAACUUGCUAUGUUUGGCGGUGCUCUGCGGGGCAACUGAAUCGCCACAGUACGAGGUGGUACACGCCGAAUCCGAUUUCGAAAUCAGACACUACCGAGACGCCACGUGGAUGUCUGCAACCGUUAACGACCUUUCCUUCCAAAAAGCCACCUUAUUUGGGUUUCACAGAUUAUUCCAGUUUAUACAAGGUGCGAAUAUGAAUUAUUCUCGGGUAGCCAUGACAUCGCCGGUGGUGACGAGCCUAGUCCCGGGAGCUGGGCCACUUCACUCAUCAGCCUAUGUUGUCCAAUUUUACUUGCCUGCCAAGUUCCAGGACAGUCCACCAACCCCACUUCUGGAGCUAAACCUGAAACCUUACGCAUGGGAUUCUCACCAUGUUGCUGUGAGAAAGUUCUCAGGAUUUGCUACGGAUGAUAUUGUGGUCAAAGAGGCUGCGAAGCUGGCUACUAGUCUGAGCUUGUCUCCAUGGGCUAACGCUACAUCUGCUACUCACUACACUUACUCUAUUGCUCAGUAUGAUCCUCCCUUCAGAUUUUUUGGCCGCACCAAUGAAGUCUGGGUGGAUGUUGAUGCCUCUCGUUUUGCUGGAAAAACAUCCUUUUGA
This is a messenger RNA of Gossypium arboreum, 768 nucleotides long. RefSeq lists its product as uncharacterized. The coding region runs from base 1 to 768 and encodes 255 amino acids. NCBI's taxonomy places the organism in Eukaryota, Viridiplantae, Streptophyta, Magnoliopsida, Malvales, Malvaceae. The transcript has 3 exons. The record is from RefSeq and is a predicted model, not a curated record.